Messenger RNA from Trichomonas vaginalis G3, 1569 nucleotides. Its product is annotated as mannosyl-oligosaccharide 1,2-alpha-mannosidase protein. The record is from RefSeq and is a predicted model, not a curated record. The transcript has a single exon. Gene Ontology annotation, cellular component: endoplasmic reticulum; Golgi membrane. Gene Ontology annotation, biological process: carbohydrate metabolic process; N-glycan processing. Lineage: Eukaryota; Parabasalia; Trichomonadida; Trichomonadidae. Gene Ontology annotation, molecular function: calcium ion binding; mannosyl-oligosaccharide 1,2-alpha-mannosidase activity. Bases 1 to 1569 code for a protein of 522 amino acids.
AUGAAUGAACCUGCAGCUUUUGCUGCUUGCAGGCCAUUUUAUUACCUAAUUUGCAGCGCAGAACUUGUCUAUCUAAUAAUUGCUUUAUUAAAUGUCUUCAUUCUAGGCCAAUCUAUGUUAUAUAUAAUUUCAUUUUUUGAUACUGUCGAAAUUCCGUAUAUUGCAACUCCACAGCUACAAAUAGGGCAAACCCCAAUCCCGACACCUAUUCCUAGGCCAUAUGGUGACGAUGAUGCAAAGAAAUUAAAACAAAUCAAGAAAAACUUCAGAACGAUUUAUUUCGAAUAUCUCAAAAAGGCAGAAUUGCAUGAUUACUUACUGGUAGACUUUCCAUACCAAUCAGAUUUUUAUAAUUUAUCAUUAACUUUAUUAGAGUCAUUACCUACGCUUGCAAUCAUGGGAUUUACGAAGGAAAUCAACAGAAGAAUUAAGAAAUUGAAUUUCUCCCAGAUAUAUAUGCCAAAAACGUUCUCAAGAUCAGAUUUUGUUGGACAAGUCAUUUCUCCGCUUAUAUCCCUAUAUGACUUAACAUCAGCAACUGAAUCAACAUCACUUUUGUCAAAAAUUUUUAAAACAUUUUCAUAUUUACCAAAAAAUUUUGACGUUAGUGACAAAAUGGUCGCAGAUUUCCAAGGAAUCUCAGCAUUUUCAGACGAUCCAUACCUAGAAUCGCAUUUAAUUGGUUCAAUUCAACUCGAAUAUCUUGGAUUUCAUAAAUUUUUCAGAGAUCAUCAAAUUUACGAUUGUAUGUUAAGCCCUUUUAUCACAUUCUUCGGAGGAAAGACCAAAGGACUUAUCUGCGAUCUUGCACUGAUCAAAGACAAGAAACUUUUUGAAGAUUCUUUUUCUUUGUCACAAUACGGCCGUAGUUACUUAGAUUACUUCAUAAAAACCGAUAUAAUAACAAACCAUUCAUCCCCACAAUUAAAUGCCCGUUUUGGACAUUAUUACGAUGAAAUGAAGAAUUUAAGUUUAAUUCAUGACGGAUUUUUCCUUAGAAUGAGGAAUGGAACAAUAAUUGAUGAAGUUCUAAUGGAUGAAGCCUUUAUUCCUGCAGCAGAAAUGCUCCACAGCGAGAAAAAUCGAAAAAGAGCUGAUGAAAUAUUAAAUUCGUAUUUAUCGAUCAGAAAAACCAACAAAUUUGGUUUAUUCCCAAGAUCAGUGUCUGUUAAGAACGGUAUGAAGAUAUUAGACGGAACAGUUGUGUUUCCAACAAGAUUAUUUGAAAGUUUGUUUAUUUUGUACAGAAAAACUCAUGAUAAGAAGUAUAGAGACAUUGCAUGGGAUAUACAUACUAACUACACCAAGCAAUUCUAUACUGCAACUGGUUUUACGAAUUUGAAAUUAUCUGAAGACGGAAACAACAUAAUGAAGGAAGGAGGAGUUGUAGAUCCGAAGAUUUUAGGUGCAUACUACACAUAUUUGUACCUUUUGUUCUCUGAUUCAACAGAAUUACCGUUGGAAGAUUGGACUUUCACUUGGAAUGGCCAUCCACUAAGAAAUGUUAGGAGUAUUAGGUAUUUCGACUUCAGAUUAACACCUAGAGAUGAUUUCUUCUUUUUAAGAUAG